Polistes canadensis is the source of this 3172-nucleotide messenger RNA. It is a transcript of the gene sad, whose product is annotated as cytochrome P450 315a1, mitochondrial. Gene Ontology annotation, molecular function: monooxygenase activity; iron ion binding; oxidoreductase activity, acting on paired donors, with incorporation or reduction of molecular oxygen. The coding region runs from base 1520 to 3118 and encodes 532 amino acids. NCBI's taxonomy places the organism in Eukaryota, Metazoa, Arthropoda, Insecta, Hymenoptera, Vespidae. The record is from RefSeq and is a predicted model, not a curated record. The transcript has 7 exons.
GAAAGAGUUGCAGUUUAUAUUUCGAAUACGAACGAGUAAGAAAGGAGAAGGAAAGAAGGAAAAGAAACAUAAAUGUGCAGGAGGUUCAACGACGCGUGAACGAUAAGAAAAGAAGACGGGUUGAGUUGUUCGAUCGACGAUAACGUUGUCGACAUUGUUCUCUUCUUCUUCUUCUUCUUCUUCUUCUUCUUCUUCUCUUCUUGGUCAUCAUCAUCAUCAUCAUCAUCAUCAUCAUAAUCGUCGCGUGUUGCAGUUGUCAAACAAAAUUGUGCUUUGUGCGUUAAAGGUAUUCUAUAAAAUUAUAUUACAAAGCAGUAAAGAGAGAGUUUGUUGAUCGAAAAAGAAGAAAGGAAGAGGAAGAAUUCUUCGUUGUUCUCGUUUAUGAAGAAGAAGAAAAGAAGAAGAAGAGGAAGAAGAAGAAAAAGAUAGUGGAAGGGGGUUGUGGAUAAAGUAAACGGGCUUCUCUAGAUAACGGCAUAGUUCAACAACGGUAUUCGGAUCUCGAGGCGCGAAGCUAAGAAGAAUAAUUCUGAUUGGUAGCCGGCGACGCGCCGCUUUCCGGUCCGAUUUCCGGUCUCGACAUUCAGCCGCGAAUUGCAGCACGCGCGCGCAACCUCUCAUGCACUCUGCGCGUGUGUGUAAUGUGUGUGUCUCUAAACCGAUUCUCUUUUUAUGUUUUACUUAAUUAUUAUUAAUAUUUAUUCAAGAAAAAUAUAAAUUUAAGGAACCAGGAAAGGAGAUAAAAAUACGAGAAUAAGAAAAGCAACGCAACGCAACGCAACGCAACGACAACUGCAACGCGAAUAAUUCACGCACCACUGUGUGGUUUCCAUUUUCGUUUUGUAUUAUUAUUAAAAUUUAUACAAAAUAAACGAAAACUAAAGAGAGAAAUAGAGAGAAGAAACAGAGAAGGAGAAAAAGAAAGAAAGAAAUAAGACAAGAAUAAGAACAGCAAACAACAACUGCAGCGCGCACAUUCACGCACUGUGCGUUAACCGGUUCCGUUUUGAAUUAUUUACGUUUAUAGAAGAAAAAAAGGAAAGAAAGAAAAAAAAGAAAAAAAGGGGAAGAAGAAGAAGAAGAGUAACGCCAUUUUGUAUCGUUAUUAGUAUUUUAAAUGAAUAGAAUAUAAAUAGAUUUUGAAUGAAAGAUUCCAAUAGAAUCCAAUAGAAUAUAACGCUGGCUAUAUCAGUUCAAUGUGGUCGUAUGCAAAUUAAUUAAUAUGAUAUAAAUAAAAUAUAAAAUAAAAAAAAGAAAAAAAAGAGGAAUUAGUAAGAGAUAUAAGAAGAUUGAAAUAGGAGAGGUGGUCAGAGAAAACGUGAUCGUCGUUAAAACAUGAUCGUUUGAAUUUGAUCGUCGUUUCCAAUUUCGCCAAGCAUAAAAUUAUUCGACAAAGUUAUUCGCCGAGUUAAUACGAGAGGAUUAUAUAUUCGAACGUUUCGUAAAAUCGUCUUUUUUUUAUAUCCCUUUACUUUCUUCUUAUCCUUUUCUCGUAAAGAGAAUAUAUUUAUUAUCGAGAAUGCGUACGUUAUGGUCGAGUUUGAAAAGAUCUCGUCCAUCUUUGUUUAACGCGGCUUCUAUGUCGCGCAAAAAGCUUUUCGUCAAUGGUAACGUAAAUGAUAAAAAUAAAAUGGAUAUCAAAAAGAAAUCGGACAUAUCAUCGGGAAAGUCUUACGUCGAAAGAAAAUAUGUAACUUCGAUUACAACAAACUCGGCAGUUAUUUUAAGGGAACCACCGAAACCCAAAGGUUUCCCGUUAUUUGGUACAAUAUUUGAAUUCUUAAAUACCGGUGGUGCGAAGAUGCUUCACGAAUACGUCGAUCGUAGGCACAAAGAAUUAGGACCGAUUUAUAGGGAACGUAUCGGCCCGGUAAUGGUAGUUUUUGUUAACUCACCCCAGGAAUAUCGAAGAAUUUUUAGGCUCGAAGGACCAACGCCUAAACAUUUUCUUCCGGAGGCUUGGCUUAUUUAUAAUGAGCUUAGAUCUUUGGAACGAGGAUUGCUUUUCAUGAACGGAGAAGAAUGGCUAAAAUAUCGGCGAAUAUUAAACAAGGUGAUGCUGUUAUCAGAUCCAACGGACAUGUUUGUUGGUCCAUGUCAAAAGGCUGCUGAGGGAUUAGUAGAAAAAUGGAUAACUCAACAUAAUAGUGAUGAUACGUUAUCCCAAUUGGAAACUCAACUAUAUCAAUGGUCAAUCGAAGCAAUGUUGGCAACUUUAAUGGGAUCCACAUGGCAUCAACAUAAAUCAGUAAUAUCACGUUAUUCUGAAAACUUAGCUAAAUCGUUGCACAAAAUAUUCGAAUAUACAGCUGAGUUAUCAGUAUUACCGGCAAAAUUAGCAAAAACCUUGAGACUACCUUCCUGGAAUAAAUUCGUUGAGUCUGCAGAUUCGGCAUUAAGUAUCGUUCGAACAUUGGUACCGGAAAUGGUUCACCUUGGUGGUGAUGGUCUACUGCAGACGAUGAUGAACGAAGGAAUUCGGGACGAUGAUCUUGUUAGGAUAGUCACUGACUUUAUUAUUGCGGCUGGAGAUACGACAGCUUUCUCCACUCAAUGGAUGUUAUUUUUACUUGGUAAUGAUACCAAAUUGCAAGACAAGUUGUACGAAUCUAUUCAAAAUUUAUCAUCCAAGGAAAUAUUACGUAAUUCCUUGAUUAAAGGAGUUAUUAAGGAAACCCUUAGGCUAUACCCAAUAGCUCCAUUUAUUACGAGAUAUUUGCCAGAGGAUAAUGUCAUUGGUGGAUAUUUUGUACCUAAAGGGGAAUUAAUUUUACUUUCAUUGUAUUCGAGUAGCAGAGAUCCCAUUAAUUUUCCACGACCGAACGAAUUUUAUCCAGAAAGAUGGAUACGAACAGAAAAUGGUAAUUAUCAGGACGUAGUUAAUCCUCAUGCUAAUAUACCAUUCGCUUUAGGAGCAAGAAGUUGCGUAGGUCGUAAACUCGCUGAAAUUCAAAUAUCUCUUGUAUUGGCCGAGCUUGUUCGUACUUUCAAAAUAAAAUGUAUGAAUAAAGACGAAGUGAAAUUGAUAUUGCACUUGAUAUCCGUACCGUCUAAACCAAUAAAGCUUAAAUUAAUUAAGAGAAACUUUACGAUUCAGAAAAAUUUCCUUCGAGCAUAGCGGAAAAAGCAUCUGACUUUUGACACAAGGUUUUUCUACAUGCGUCAACCGUUG